AAUCCAUCUUGAUCUUGGAGCCCUGUGAUCGUAGCAUCGGGUAUUCGGAUAUACAUGUACAUGUUUUCCAGUAUUGUUUUUGUUCCAGAAGCACCUAACAAUGCCCCUUUUACUGGAGCCGAAGACUGCUUUCGGCUACCUGAUGGUAUUCAUACAAUAACUCCCAAAAAUGGUAAACAGUUUCUUGCAAGGUGUGAAGCUGGUUGGCUUAUUCUCGCACAUCGCUUCGACGGAAGUGUUGAUUUCAACGUUGAAUGGAUCUUAUACAAACAUGGCUUUGGUUUUCUCAAAGGAGGACACUUCAAAGGAAUGGACAAUAUUGUGGCUGUGUUACAACAGAAGAAGUUCAAGGCCAGGUUUGAGUUGACAACAUGGGAGAAUGAGACACGAUACGCUGAAUAUACGACAUUUGACAUUAAUGAUGAGAAAGACAAAUACCGGUUGAAUAUUGAUGGCUAUAAUGGUACAGCAGGUGAUUCAAUGAGAGCAAGUAAUGGUGAUCAGUUCUCUACGAACGAUUCUGAUAACGAUGGUCCUUAUUGGUUUGGAGACGGUUGUAGUGGGGCAGUUGCUUCCAUAUUUGGUGAAUAUCCAAAUGGUCCUAAAUGUCCAAACGCACAUUAUUGUAUAUCUUGGUACUUUUGGCCUACUGAUCUUCCAGGGGUUGAUAGCAAUUCACUUUAUUCUUUUAAAGAAGUUAAACUCAAAAUUCAACCUAUUCCAAUGUAGCUUUCAGAAGUCGAUCUCAAAUCAAACCUUAAUUCAAAUAUAGCUUUCAGAAGUUGAGCUCCAAAUUUCAAGCAACUUAAA
This is a messenger RNA of Owenia fusiformis, 810 nucleotides long. The record is from the annotation of a GenBank genome assembly. Lineage: Eukaryota; Metazoa; Annelida; Polychaeta; Sabellida; Oweniidae.